Molecule: messenger RNA, 2158 nt
Organism: Anolis sagrei ordinatus
Lineage: Eukaryota; Metazoa; Chordata; Lepidosauria; Squamata; Anolidae
Gene: PPM1M
Product: protein phosphatase, Mg2+/Mn2+ dependent 1M
Biological process (GO): protein dephosphorylation
Molecular function (GO): protein serine/threonine phosphatase activity
Source: RefSeq, a predicted model, not a curated record
CUCCUCCUCGCAGCGCUUCGGGCUGCUCUCGCAUUCGACGUCUUGAGAGCGAGAAGGAGUGGGUGUGAGUGUCCCGAGCGCUGUCGCCUCCGUUUCCAUGUCUUCGGACUGGUUCAAGCGGCGCUUCUUGAGCAGCGCAAGCGCGGCAAGGCGAGGCCCAGGCUCCCCUCAGCAGCCCCGGCUCCCGGGCGGAGAAGGAGAGCAACAGCCGCAACAACAACAACAACAGCAGCCGCCCCCUCAGCGGCCCAGGCGGCCCAAGUUCCUGCGCGGCGAGGAGAAGAGGGUGGUGGGCGAACGGCCGAUCCGCUGCCCGCCCAGAGACAGGCCCCUCCAGUGGAGGACAGGAUACGCCGAAACCAUCAAUGCAGAAAAAUCACAAUUCAAUGAAGACCAAGCAACGUGCUGUCAGAUAUCCAUCAGGAAGAGGAAAUAUGGCAAAGAGGAAGAUCAGGAAUGGUUGAUCCUGUGCUCCACUGAGUAUCUGACUGGCUAUUACUGGGCACUGUUUGAUGGUCAUGGCGGUCCAGAAGCAUCAAUGAUGGCCUCCAACUACCUGCACUAUUGCAUCAAACAGAAACUAGAAGAUGUUGUGGAGGGCAUUACUGAAGACAGGCCUCCAAUGCACCUCAAUGGGCAGUGUAUUUGUCAAAGCGACCCACAGUUUGUGGAAGAAAAGCAAAUUCGUCAGGAAGAUGUGGUCAUUGGAGCUCUGGAGAAUGCCUUCCAGGAAUGUGAUGAAGUGAUUGGUCAGGAGAUGGAAAUUACCAAUCAGUCAGGAGGCUGCACAGCACUAGCUGUACUUUAUCUGCAGGGGAAGCUCUAUGUCGCAAACGCAGGUGACAGCAGAGCACUCCUUGUUCGAAAAGAAAACUUUGUUCCUCUGAGUACUGAAUUCACCCCUGAGACAGAGAGGCAGAGAAUCCAGCAUCUGGCAUUUAUUUACCCAAAGCUCCUAGCUGAUGAGUUUACAAGGUAUGAAUUUCCAAGGAGACUGAAAGGAGAUGAUGUCGGGCAGAAGGUCCUAUACAGGGAUUACUGCAUGGAAGGCUGGGGAUACAGAACGGUGGUGAAAGAUGACCUUAAGUACCCUCUGAUCCACGGACAUGGAAAACAGGCUCGUUUGCUAGGCACCUUGGCCGUGUCCCGAGGCCUGGGAGAUCAUCAGUUAAAAGUCCUUGAAACAGAUGUUGAAAUCAAGCCUUUCCUCUCUUGCAUUCCCAAGGUAGAAGUAUUUGAUUUGACUACACAGAAUAUCGAGGAAGAUGAUGUCCUUAUCAUGGCAACUGAUGGUCUUUGGGAUGUUAUGUCAAAUGAAGACGUAGCCCAGAUUGUAAGGAAUUUUCUCCAGGACAAUACAACUGAUCCAUACAGAUUUGUUGAACUGGCCAAGACCCUGAUACAGAAAGCCAGGGGGAAGAAGGAUGGAUACUACUGGACUAUGGACAGCAACAUGCCUGCUUCCUAUGAUGAUAUUACUGUGUUUGCUAUCCCACUGUACAACAAGGAUGAACAUUAAAUGGCUUGUUACUACUGACUGAUAGACCUGCAUUUUGAAUAAGGACACCAUAUCCUGGCCUAUGGAUGCUGCUGCAGAAAAUUGCCUUCAUCCUUUGAAAACAACAUCAGUAGAAUUCACUAAUGCAACUUCUCUUGCAAUUACUCUUGAGAGUUUGGAUAUUCCUAUGCCUUAUUACGGAAAGUACUACAGUAAAAUAGCACAGCUCUCUCCCUUACAUGAGCAUUCUUAUGUUCGCAAACUUUUAUGCUUCUGUAAGUUGUAGGAAACUUUCACGUUAGCAGAAUGAAACUUCUGGAAUUAAGCUUUUUCAGUAUUAAGAAAAUGGCAUGCUGCCACAACUGUGAAAUCAUGUGGUUUUAAUCAAGUUUAAGAAAGACUUCAAUAAUAAGACUGCACAUUUCAUUUCAGAAUAAUGCACAGAUGUCUGACUUAAAAAGAAGCUUGUAGGGCGAUUGUUGGAGCAACUGAAGGAAAUGUAUAUAGUAUUUUAUCAAACAUGGCAAAGCACACAUGGUACUUAAUGUGAUGCACAGUAUUUAUACUUUUUGAACUUAUUUUAUGUUGCAUUGUUUUGUUAACAUGUACAGUUCAUUUGCAUAUUAAUUUGUGGAUUAAACUUGUUUAAUUUAUAAUACA